GGCAUAGUUCCCUUAGAAGUCGGCCCAGGACGGGCAUUCCCCCAGGGCGUCAGUCGUGACGUUGCUCACCUCUGUGAGGCGGCAACGGCGAGCCUUUUCAGCAUCGCCACCACCACCACUGCAUGUGUGAGGAAGAAGAAAUAGCACUGCUAGCACUGAUGUGUCUUUUCGGCUCACCAUACCUUCGCGGAUCAAGGCGACUGGACGAGGAAGAAGCCGCCUCGAUGCCAAUACACACGAAGAAGAAGAACUAGAAGAGGUCGCAACAUUUACCAGCCAUUGCCCGGGAAGAAGAAGAAGAACGUCUGCCUUUGAAAAACAGAAGAACAAGAAGAAGAAGAAGAAUAACAGCACCGCAUGUCAGUAUCGAACAUGGAAACCUGGCAAGAAGUAUUGGACGUUGCUUCUGAACACUUGAAGAUCUCCAACAGCUUUGUGCGUUUUAUGCAAUUAGAAAGUUACGAAGAGAAAGUCGAUUUCUGCCUUCGGAACGCUGUCAUCAAACUAAAGCUUCAGCAGUGGCUCAGAGGUUUCAUUUCAUCGAAAGAACGCAAGUCCUCCGAAAGAGCGUCAGAACUGAGGCUUGCAGGCAACUUUCAUUUUAGCAAGAAGCGCUACGAUCGAGCGAUUGAGUCGUACACCCAAUGUGUCUUCUCAGCACCGUUUCCAGAGACGACUGGAGCAGUUGCCCGUCCAGAAGAGCUAUCCUUGGGUUUUGCAAAUCGAUCGGCUGCGUUCUUUCAUUCUGGCAUGUAUCGAGAGGCACUCCAUGAUGUAGUUAAUGCUUUCGAAGUUGGAUAUCCUUCAAGUUUGCAUUACAAGCUCUAUCUGCGGAAGGCACAAUGUCAGGUAAGACUUGGGGAUACCAAGGAGGCCCUUGAUAGCUACACUAACGCCAAGAAAUGUUUGUCCCAAUCAACUCUCGACUCUGCUCGGAUGAACGAGCAACUCGUGAAAAUUGAACUCUUGGAAACGUAUUGCUUGGACAAUGCACAUUUAGGGACAUCAGCUGACGAGGAAGCAUACGGACACACUCCCACCGCGCUCAGCGGCAGGUCGCACGAGGAAGUUCCUCCCGGCACUUCCGCUGUUGACGUGUGCCACAGCCCAGAGAAGGGUCGUUUCACUGUUGCCAACAAGGACCUUCUUCCAGGUGCAGUUCUCUCUGUUGAAAAACCUUAUGCGUCCGUCCUCUUGCCUUCAUUCGCAAGGUCGCACUGCCACCAUUGUCACAAGGAGAUCUUGAACGCGGUGCCGUGCUCAGUGUGUGACAAAGUCCGCUACUGCUCCUUCGCGUGCUCAAAGACCUCUUGGACAGCCUACCACAAGUGGGAGUGCGGGUUGCUGGACCUCCUUUAUUCAAUUGGUGUGGCACACUUGGCACUCCGCAUGCUUCUUGUAACCGGCCUGUCGAAUCUGGUGACUUACCUCGUAGGCGUUCGACGUGGCGAUUUAGGCUCCAGGAAUCAUAACUAUCAUGUCGUGUUUGAGCUGGUGGCGCACGGUGAAAAGGUGGAUGCUGAGGACUCUCUGCGCUAUUCGCUUACAUCUGCUUUGCUGCUGCUGCUUUUAGACCACGUAUCAUUUUUCGACGAUCAAGAAACAUCUGGUUUGGGUGGCAACCUAAAAUCUGUUAUAGGGGGUGCUCUCUUACGGCACAUUCUACAGCUCGUAUGCAACGCUUAUACCGUCACAAGCUACGAAUCCAGACCAGGCGUGGAGGAUGGGACCACGGCGACUUCUCAACAAGUUUCCAUUGCCACCGCAAUAUAUCCCAACGCAAGCCUUACAAACCAUUCUUGCAACCCGAACGUUGUAUCAGUAUUUCACGAUGGUGCCACAUUAGCCAUACGCGCCAUAAGAAUGAUCAGAGCAGGUGAAGAAAUCUUAAUCUGCUACGGGCCACAUUAUCGGAAGAUGCCAUUCGUUGAACGGCAAAAGAUACUACAAGACCAGUACUGUUUUAGGUGCACGUGCGAUGCAUGCAGCGCAGGAGAGGACCCUGAGAGUGCGCUACGGUCACUAAAGUGCGAGUCCUGUGAAAGUCCGCUCAGACAGCCAAAUAAAAGUGGAAUGGCAGAAUGUGUAGCAUGUGGCGCCAUUGAGGAUUACUUACACAGAAUACUGUGCGCCUUGAGAACACACGAUUUGUACGCGAUGGCCGUUAAACAUGCGGAAGAAAAGAACCACAUCGAAGCUGUUCAGCUAUUGAACAAAUGUCUCAGCCAUCGCGAGAAAGUUCUGCACAAAUACAACACUAAACUGCUCGAAACGCGGGAUAUGCUGGUACGGUGUUUACGUGCCCUUGGAGACUACCGUUCAGCGUGCCGGGUCUUGCAGACAUCAUUGGACGUGAUUCGCGAGGUAUACGGCGAAUAUAGCUUAGAAGUUGGCUAUGAACUGUUGAAGUUAUCAGAUGUUAUGGUGAAUGCAAUUUCUCAAGUACAGCGUGAAAGUGAGUCACGCGAAGACACACGAGACCUGGUGGAGAAAGCGGAGGCUGUGCUAAACAAUGCUCAAGAGAUUUUACUGCUGCAUUGCGGUAGCACGCAUUCCGCUCUGCGGGAACUGAGGGAUAAAAGGGAUGUCUUGCACGCCUGGAAGUCCCCACAUUCGUGAACCCCUGCUGUGCAGGCAUGGAAAACGGAGUGGUCCUAGAGGCAUCUGAGGGGGGGGGGGAGGCAUUCGUUUUAGCUAGAUAGUGCUCGCAUCGAAGUCUUCUGAAUGGGGCUGUUGCGAGUGGUCAGCUCUUCAAAGUUAGUCCUCUUUAUUUCCUCUUUGUUAUCUUUAUUUCGGGUUUAUAUAGAUACCACACAGGAGAAGAUAGUUUCAUGUGUCGAUUCGGGACCCCUCUAUAUACACUCUGUUGGAAUGAGUAGUCGUGUUACAUGCUGACGGCAUCGAACCAAGCAGAGUAAGUGCUGAAUGUACUUUAUUUACAAUAAAGCGUGCGCGUAAAGCGCUAAAACGGUGUGGCAAUCGAACUCUCAUGGCUCUACAAAUGCUCACCUGAGAGAAGGUCAGCACAGAACAAAGCCCGUACUAAAAUUAUGUGACGGUUAAAAAGCUCUGUACAAGAACAACACUUGUAACAACGGUCAACAGGCUGCUUUUUUUAGAAGACUGGGUUGUGCCUUGUUCUGCAGGCGGAGAGAGGGAUGCAAGUGCCGUUGCGUCGCUGCCGAAUAAAGCCCCUCUUGCAGAAGCAACCAGGAACACAUUGUGCGGUACAUACGGUACCAGGUGGUUCACCGCAUACAGCUGGACACGCUGACCCACAGCUGCGGAAUUCCUCGUUACGGCCUCUGCACUCUUCUCCUGCUGCCUCACACUGUCCCCUGGGAACGCAUGGGCCACCCCUGUACUGCUGAACAAAGCCUGGUUUACAGAAGCAUCCCUGUACGCAUUGUGAAGUGCAAGGCAAAGUCUGCGGUUGGUUACAGAAUUCCGGGCAUGCUGAUCCGCAGUCCUUGUACACUUGGUUUGGACCGCACCGGGAAUUCCCAUUGCCACCAGGUACUGGGCCAUUGCCACCAGGUACUGGGCCAUUGCCACCAGGUACUGGGCCAUUGCCACCAGGUACUGGGCCAUUGCCACCAGGUACUGGGCCAUCGCGACACUCUGACUUCGGGAUGCAUGGACCUCCACGGUGCGCACGAAUAUACCGCGGUUUACAGUUGCAGGCUGGUCUACAGAUGCGUUGGUUGAAGCCCA
Ornithodoros turicata is the source of this 3714-nucleotide messenger RNA. RefSeq names its product SET and MYND domain-containing protein 4-like. The record is from RefSeq and is a predicted model, not a curated record. NCBI's taxonomy places the organism in Eukaryota, Metazoa, Arthropoda, Arachnida, Ixodida, Argasidae. Gene Ontology annotation, cellular component: cytoplasm; nucleus. The transcript has a single exon. Gene Ontology annotation, molecular function: histone deacetylase binding. Bases 358 to 2619 code for a protein of 753 amino acids.